This is a messenger RNA of Phycodurus eques (leafy seadragon), 2813 nucleotides long. RefSeq names its product selenoprotein P (gene selenop). NCBI's taxonomy places the organism in Eukaryota, Metazoa, Chordata, Actinopteri, Syngnathiformes, Syngnathidae. The record is from RefSeq and is a predicted model, not a curated record. Gene Ontology annotation, molecular function: selenium binding. Gene Ontology annotation, biological process: selenium compound metabolic process. Gene Ontology annotation, cellular component: extracellular region. The transcript is spliced from 5 exons.
AUAAAAGGAGGGGGCAGCGGCUAACGUGACACUCUUGUUUUUGAACAACGGGCUACUGCAACUCAACGCUGUGCAGAGGCAAUCUUUCGACAAACAGAAGAUAGGGGAGGAGAGGCGAGGAGGUGCAGGAGGCAUGCAGGCGAGCCUCAGCCUGCUCCUCGCUCUCUGCCUGCUCCGAGGUGGCGGGGCGGAGAGCGAGGGGAGUGCCAGGCCCAGCUGUCAGGCACCGCCUGAUUGGAGGAUCGGGGCGGAGGAGCCCAUGAGGGUGGCGAUGGGCCGGGUGACGGUGGUGGCCCUUUUGCAGGCCAGCUGACUGUUCUGCUUGGUGCAGGCAUCCAGAAUGGAUAGCCUGCGCCUGCAGAUGGAGAGUGAGGGUUUGAAGGAAGUGACCUAUAUGGUCAUCAACCAUCAGGGGCCCCAAGCACAACAGCUCCAUCCCAUGCUGGAACAGAGAAUAUCGCAGAACAUCGCGCUCUACAAACAGCAAGAGGACCAGCCGGACGUGUGGCUGCUGCUGAACGGAGCCAAGGAUGACUUUUUCAUCUAUGACAGAUGUGGACGCCUUACACAGCAGAUUUCACUUCCAUAUUCCAUCAUUGGCCAAGGCCACAUUGAGGGUGCCAUCAAGGACACCUACUGCAAGCGCCUAUGUGGUACCUGCACAUAUGAGAGUGCUGAAAUCCCGCCAGAGUGUCAAGUAACUACAGAAGCGAGUCCCAAUGCUGCCCCGGCAGUAGACGCAGAACCUGGACAGAAUGGUCACCAUCACCACCAUCAACAUCACCACCAUGCGCACCACGCACACGACCCCAGUAUGGGUCAUCACCACGGAAACCACGAAGUGCAAAGCAAAAGUCACCACAGUUUAGGGCAACAGGCUCACCAGGGGCACUUACACGUGGCGCCCCAGGAGGCGCAGGAGGCGCCGGUGAUGCAGCGCCCGUGAGCCCCCGUGAAGCCGAGGUGAAGUUCCAAGCACAACUGACGUUGGACCGCUGGUUCCGACCGCGCCGCCGCCGCCGCUCCCGCGGCCAGCUGAUGCUGACACUGACGGAAGCUGUUCGGCGAGGCGGGCGAGACGGGCCUGUGACACUGUCAGGAGGCGCUACCCGCCACGUGACGGUGACACGGGCCGGGCGACGAGGCCGAUCGCGUCAGCGAGACCUGACAGUGACGCUCGGCGCCCGCCGACUGACCGCCGCCUCAGCCGGAACAGUGAGCCUGACCCCCGGGGGUCGUGAGCUGAGAAUGAGGUCAUCUGUAAAGCUGGCCGUGAUGUCAUUCUCGUAUAGCCACACCAGCUCACGUCACUCGUUGUCCAGAUAUGUCACCAUGUUCCCAAAUGACCGUUUCCCCCUUUUGGACCCCUCCAUCUUUUAUGAAAUCAGGCGCACAAACUAUGCUCUAGUGGCGUCUGGGUGAAGUCAGGAUGGCAGGGAUGAGACACGAGUCGUUGAGGAACAAGGUGGACAAGGUUUUCUAAAAAUUCACAUUAGGCAUCCCAAAACAGUGAAAAACCUUUAUUGAGCCAAAGCCAAGACAUAUUUUAUUAGAAAAAUCUCUCAACACACCAUCAAACAAAAAGUGUAAAAAUACAUUGUUUUAAUUUUACAUUUUUUUUUUUUUUGACUUACCUAUUUGCUGUUUUGGUGUUCCUUCCGGAAUGCUCCACGAUAUCAAAGCCCUGUCUCAUACAAAAGUAGGAGCGAUUUUCUAAAAGUAGUACAAAAUUUCCAUGAGACAAAGCUUUGGUGCCAUCUUGUGGAAUAUUGGGGUCUUUCAGAAAGCGCACAAUAACAGCAAAUAGGUGAGUUUUUCAGUAACAGAAUAGGUUCUAAAAAAAAAAAAAAGAUUGUCUAAACUUUUCAAAAGCUUGCUUCUCAGUGGAGAUGCGUCAUCUCAAUAUACUUCCAACAUGACACAAGAUGUCGCCAAAGCAUUCUCUGAAGAGAAAUUUUUCAAAAAGUGGCUUUGAAUGUAUAGUUUGAGUUACGUAAGCCAUAUUUACACGGGCACUUCGGGUACAUUUCUUCAAAAUCUAAUCAUCCGUCAGCCAUUUAUUUGCUAGAAUAAAGUUGGAAGAUGAUUUGGAAAUGGCACAAAAUUGUCUCGGAUUGUAGUUUGUGAUGUACUGUCGGCAAUUUUCCAAUUUUAGGAGGGGUGUCAAUUCCUCAGGUUUUUUUUGGUGUGCUAUUUGAAUAGCUGUACACAGGUUAAUUAUGGUCUUCUGCCAUCUAGUGGAAGAGAAUUUAAUUUUUCUGCCUGUCACUAUACAUCGCUGGCAUAGAAAGAUACACAAAGAUAAAAGUCAACAAUAAUUUCCGGCACCCUAAUAUGGUUGGGAAUCACUAUCUGAGAAUAUGGGGGAGGAAAAUGCAGUUAAAACCAGUAAUAAGUAUAGAAUGUGAGGAAGCUUAGCAUCAGAAGCUAAUCUUUGGAGGGUGUAACCUGGGCGCACUGACCUAUUGUGGGACAUUAAUUAUGAGGUUAAGCACAGUAUUACAUUUUUUUUUUUUUUUUUGUUUAAAUUUUUACCUCACUUGUAUCGCAGGCCUUUUCUUGGCUUUGACGACUAUAGCAGUAUAUAUCUUUUUCUUUUUCUUGCACACAUCUAAACAAAGCUUCAAGUUUCCACUGUCACAAAGAAAGAGAGAGGAUGAAUGACUUUUAUAAUACACGCUGUGCUUAAUGAUGGUUUCCGCGGGAAGGUGAAAUGUCACCCCGGAAAUCUGAUGCCUGCGCAGACGAAUGCAUUGUAAAGUGAGUGUGUGAAUUCUAUGUGAAAGGGCAGGUGGAAUAAAACUUUGAUUGGA